GUAUUAACCAAUCACAGCCCAGGAGGUGGGAUAUUCCCAAAUAUGGGUAGGGAAACAAGGCGUUUUUCUGAUGCUGGAUAUAAACCGGACUGCUGACAGACACUUCAACGCAAAACUCCGAACAAGGCAGUAUCCGAGGUGGGGCCAAGGGAGGAGCGUCCCUGGCUAUCAUGGAUGACCGCUCGUCCCUGCGCAAAGUGAGCGGCUCCACUGAAUCCGUGUCCACGGUAACCAGCGAGGAGUUUGUGCUGGUGCAGAACGGGGCAGAGGGCUCACCAUCUAGCUCUGAGGGACGUCCCAGGCUUAAGAUGUCUUGGAACGGAAGUGAGCAGCUGGAGAAGGCAAUGGAGGAGGUUCUGGAGGAUGAACUGAGGACACAGGAGAAGAGAACGGUGACACCAGUGGAGACUGGAGAGUACACACAAGACACAGAAGCUGCAUUUGAUAGUCUGGGGCAAGAAGAGGAGAGUGUGCAGUUCAGUAAGCUGUCUUACCUGGGCUGUACAUGGGUGAAGGCACCACGCAAUGAGGCCGAAGCCCAGAAAGCAAUGUCCACCCUAAGGGCCGAGAGCCCCAGUCCAAUUCCAAUCACUUUGCACGUACCCAACAAUCCCAAUGGCUGUGUGAGGAUCAUUGACGAGGCCACUGGCACUGAGAUCGCCUCCUUUCCUAUCUAUAAAGUACUGUUCUGUGCCAGAGGGAACGAUGGCACCUUAGAGAAUGACUGCUUUUGCUUCACCGAGAGCUACCGCAGCUCUGAGGACUUUCAGAUUCAUGUCUUCUCCUGCCAUAUCAAAGAAGCUGUGAGCCGGAUUCUCUACAGCUUCUCCACAGCUUUUAAGCGCGCUUCUAGAGCUGCCACAGAGAUUCGUGAGUUGGCGUUACCUCAGUCCCCUGACAGUGAUAUCUUCACCUUCACCGUGUCCCUGGAGGUGCGAGAGGACGACGGCAAAGGCAACUUUAGUCCUGUCCCUAAAGACAGAGACAAGUUCUACUUCAAACUACGGCAGGGUGUGCAGAAGAAGGUGGUGGUUACAGUUCAGCAGAUCUCCAACAAAGAACUGGGAAUAGAGCGAUGUUUCGGCAUGUUGCUGAGUCCUGGGCAGAAGGUUCGGAACAACGACAUGCACUUAUUAGACAUGGAGGUGAUGGGUAAGAGUGCAGAUGGAAAGGCUAGUGUGAUUACUGGCAUAUGGAAUCCUAACACCCCUGUGUUUCAAGUCCUUAAUGAGGACACACCAAAAGAUAAGCAGGUGUAUAUGACUGUGGCUGUGGACCUGGUGGUGACCGAGGUGGUGGAGCCUGUUCGAUUCUUGAUGGAGGCCUUGGCCCGUGUUUACCCAUCCAAUGAGAGGUUCUGGUACUUCAGCCGAAAAGCUUUCUCUGAGAACUUCUACCUGCAGCUCAAACCGGUCUUGGAGAGGGGCACCCAAGAUGCCAUAUAUGCAGUAGUAAGUCUUCAGAGGGAAUCCGAGCGAGUGGGAACAUCACGAGGUCGCUUGCAGUCCCCUACUGAGGAAGAGGAGCCAGAGGAAGACAGUGACAGUGAGAUCUCCAGUGGCACUGGAGAUGUGUCUAAAGACUGUCCUGAGAAAAUUCUGGAGUCCUGGGGUAGCAUCCUGCAAAGAUGGCAUGGGAACCUGUCUUCACGUCCUAAAGGGCUGUCUGCAUUGGUGAGACCCGGCGUCCCAGAGGCCCUGAGAGCUGAAGUCUGGCAGCUCCUGUGUGGCUGCCAGGAUGAACAGGGCCUGCUGGAAUGUUACCGCAUCCUCAUCACCAAGGACUCACCACAAGAAGGUGUCAUUACCAGAGACAUUCAUCGCACCUUCCCCGCUCACGACUACUUUAAGGACUCAGACGGUGACGGUCAAGAUUCACUCUACAAGAUCUGCAAGGCUUACUCUGUGUAUGACGAGGAGAUCGGAUAUUGCCAAGGCCAGUCUUUUCUGGCUGCAGUGUUGCUGUUGCAUAUGCCAGAAGAGCAGGCGUUCUGUGUGCUGGUGAAGAUCAUGUAUGAAUACAAACUCAGGGAUCUCUACAGGAACAACUUUGAGGAUCUGCACUGCAAGUUCUACCAGUUGGAGCGCCUGAUACAGGAGCAGCUCCCAGAUCUGUGGACUCACUUCCAGGAUUUGAACCUGGAGGCUCAUAUGUAUGCCUCCCAGUGGUUCCUGACCCUCUUCACUGCCAAGUUCCCCCUCUGCAUGGUCUUCCAUAUCACCGACCUGCUGCUGUGCGAGGGCCUGAACAUCAUCUUCAAUGUUGCACUGGCUCUGUUGAAGACCUCUAAGGAGGACCUGCUUCAGGCUGACUUUGAGGGUGCUCUUAAGUUUUUCCGGGUUCAGCUCCCCAAACGCUACAGAGCAGCUGAAAAUGCCCGAAGACUCAUGGAGCAAGCCUGCAACAUCAAAGUGCCAACUAAGAAGUUGAAGAAGUUUGAGAAGGAGUACCAAGCUUUCAGAGAGAGCCAGCUUCAGCAGGAGGACCCUAUAGACAGAUAUCAGAGGGAGAAUCGACGCCUCCAGGAAGCCAGCAUGCGUUUGGAGCAGGAGAACGAUGACCUCGCCCAUGAGCUGGUCACUAGCAAGAUUGCACUGAGGAAUGAUUUAGACCAGGCGGAGGACAAGGCCGACGUUUUGAACAAAGAGCUACUGAGCACAAAGCAGCGGCUGGUGGAGACUGAGGAGGAGAAGAGGAGACAAGAGGAAGAGACAGCUCAGCUGAAGGAGGUGUUCAGAAGAGAGUUGGAGAAAGCAGAGUCUGAGAUUAAGAAGACCACAGCCAUCAUUGCCGAGUAUAAACAGAUUUGCUCUCAGCUAAGCACAAGGCUGGAGAAACAACAGGCCUCCACCAAGGAGGAGCUGGAUAUUGUGAAGAGUAAAAUAAUGGCGUGUGAGCGAUGUCGGGAGGUAUUCAGUAAAGAUGGACCCCUGCACAUCCCCGCAGUGACACAGGACAACCGUGACUCAGAGCUGGAUGAGGAGAAGGACUCCCUGAAGGCUCAGCUGCGGGAGCUGGAGCUGGAACUGGCUCAGACCAAACUGCAGCUGGUGGAGGCCAAGUGCAGGAUCCAGGAGCUGGAACAUCAGAAGGGAGUGCUGAUGACUGAAGUCCAAGCUGCCAAAAACUCCUGGUUCAGUAAAACACUGGGAUCCCUGAAGACUUCAGCAAGCAGUCAGGCACCUUCCUCACCUAAAGAGGGGCAAUAGGACUCAUACAGGCCUCACUCAGUGAGAUGGAGUGGAAGUUCAUCUGCCUGGCACAUGCAUGGGAAGGAAGAGGCUGUUGAAACACUACUAAACACCAUGCUGUAAUGCAGUAUUCCCUCUCACACUGAGCGGAUAGAAACACCUCAUCAGCAUCUGUAGAUCAGAGCAUCAUUAGUUUAGUUUGAGGACGUCUGAGGCAAAGCGAAUUCCGUGAAAAGCAGUGUGAUAAUCACUGCUAGACAACUUAUGAAGCAACCAUUUUCAUCACAGACACAGAGUCAAAUAUUGAGUGUUCAGUGGGAAAAACUAGCCACUGAAGAGGCUUUUCCUUUCUUUUGUAAAGUCAAGCUGGGUAACAUGCUAUUACUACAUUUAAAAAAAAACACCUCUAUUGUUAAGUACAAAUGUUCACCUGAAUUAUAUUACAUAAGCCACCCAAAAACAUAAAUACAAUAUAAUUACAUGAUGGCAAACAGCUUAAGAUUGAUGCAGAGUGCAAAGGUUGUGUUUUUUUGUUUUUUUUUGUCUUUUUAUUAUGAAGUCAGGUUUGUUUGGACUCUGUGUUUUCAGUGACUGCGUCAUUGCACAUUCUUAGAAGGAGGUCACAAUUGUCCAGAGUUCUCAGUACAUUGGAAGAAAGCAAUUAGGAAUGUAGAAGACUGAGCAGGACCAGUGUGUCAAGCAGUGCAGCAGUUCCACCUAGUGGCGACUUUUAGUACUGCAGAGUACUGAAUUUAUUCACCUACGUUGACUGUUAAACUGUUAAAAUAAAAUCUUAUCAGUAAUAUUAUAUAGGAAUUUCACCUGUAAAGGUUUAAUUGUAGCUUUCUUUUUGUUUGAGAGAGGGAAUACUGCAUUCAGACUAAAAAAUAUACCGUUUUUUUAUAUAGUAAUAACAAAUGUAUUUGUUUUGUCAUGUGUUUAACUGAAUGAUUUUUUUUUUUAAUCUUGUAUAGUUUUGAGAGUUUUUUUUUUUUUUUUAACUAUUUUUGAAUUGAAAAGUAUGUAAAUAUUAACAGCUUAAAGCACAGUGUAAUACACGACUGUAACUCAAACAUUCCUGCUGUAGCUCGUACUCACCCUGUGGCUGGAGCCAUUAUAACCGAGCCUCUGAAAGCACACAGCUGCAUGGCUCACUCAGCAUUGGGGUUUUUGAACUGGAGACUCCUUCGUGAAAACACAGUGGUUUGUUCACACUGUGUAAUUCAAUGUAAAAAUUCAGCCAUGCUUGGGAAAACAGUGAGUCCUGAAGAGUGUAGCAGAAGCCACACAUCGUAAACGUGCCAAGAAUUCUUCAGAUUUUCCCCACACAAGCAACUCUGUACAAUUUUUGUCGGGUUUAUUUGUAAGAAAACGCGUAAUGAUAUUGUGUCAGUCUUGCUGAGGAGGGUUUGCGUUUUGUGCAUUCAAUAGUCAGUUAAUCUGUAGAAUAACCAGCUGUCAGUGUCCAUGUGUCUAUUCCAGAUUUCUUCACUCACUCUGCUUCAUGAAAGGUUGACAUUUGUGAACCUUUGAAUUUCUUAAACCGCAUGGAUCUUACCACGUCAUGGCUUUAUUGUGAAUACACUUUAAAUGUUCAUUUUUACUGUGAUCAAAAUCUGUAUACUUAUGUUUUCGUAAGUUCUGCAAUUGCAUCCUGACAAGCAGUAGUUUAAGAUUAACCAAUAUCACAUGCACUCUCUUUACAUAGCAUUACAGUUGAUUUAAUAGUUUUGUUAAUGCAAGUCAGGGGCCAUUGUUGGGUUAUGGGAAUUACAGGUACACCACCCUGUCCCAGUACAACUUUUGUGACAAAGUGACAAAUAAAUGCCGAUUUUUGUU
This is a messenger RNA of Tachysurus vachellii, 5030 nucleotides long. RefSeq names its product RAB GTPase activating protein 1-like (gene rabgap1l). The transcript is spliced from 26 exons. The record is from RefSeq and is a predicted model, not a curated record. Lineage: Eukaryota; Metazoa; Chordata; Actinopteri; Siluriformes; Bagridae. Bases 171 to 3209 code for a protein of 1012 amino acids.